Molecule: messenger RNA, 22266 nt
Organism: Podarcis lilfordi (Lilford's wall lizard)
Lineage: Eukaryota; Metazoa; Chordata; Lepidosauria; Squamata; Lacertidae
Source: the annotation of a GenBank genome assembly
GCCCCUCCACCCCUCGUUCUUCCUUAGCCGCUGCUCCGCCCUCGCCGCUCUCGAGCUCAGGCCGACGCUUCCCUGUCCCGCCUCGCCUCGCGGGCACCGAGGGGAGGAGGGGGCCGUCCCGCGGGCGCCGGCGAGGGUUAGGUCGGGUCGGCUGGGGGCGGCGGUGCGCUAGCGCGGCAGGGCUCGUUGGAAGAGCGGAGGCGUCUCCCGCCGAGCGGUCACAAUGUCUGGCGUGGGAGUGGGCUCCUGCGGGGGGUCGGGCUCAGGGGCCUGUGGCGGCGGCGGGGCGGGGGCGGCGGCCUCCUCCUCGUCGUCGUCUCCCGGUGGAGGCGGCGGCCUGUCGAUGUUCCGCUGGCUGGAGGUCCUGGAGAAGGAGUUCGACAAGGCGUUCGUGGACGUGGACUUGCUGCUAGGCGAGAUCGACCCCGACCAGGCGGACAUCACCUACGAGGGGAGGCAGAAGAUGACCAGCCUCAGCUCCUGCUUCGCGCAGCUCUGCCACAAAGCGCAAACCGUCUACCAGAUCAACCACAAGCUCGAGGUGAAUUUGUGGAGCGGGAGAGAAUAGCUGCCCUCCCGCCCGCUGUGGGCUCUCUUGCGGGGAACGGGACGGAGGAGACGCCCGGGUUUCCCUUCUCUCUUUCCCCCUUCAGAGGCACUUGGAGGAAGCAAAUCAUGGCCACACCCUCAGUUUCCUAUCUCUGAAAUGGGAAUAAAUGGCGAACCCUCCUCCCCCAACUUCCAAGGCAAAGCAGUGUCACCUGCCCCAUACUGUGAGGACACAGGCGCCUCCAUCAACUCGUGCAUAGCGUCUUGGCCUUGCGGUAGAGACUUGGAAACCUUGCCGUCAAGGAGGGAGCAAGGAUGUUCGUCUAUGGCUCUUCCUUGUAGGCAAAAGUUAUUACGGUUUCGGUGACUGGCUAAAAAUUAAGCUCAGUGUAGUAGGAGGUAAUGUUAGGGGGUGUGGCAGAAACAAUGUGCUGACAGCCCAGCUUCUGAUAAGUAUAAGCUUUCAGAAAUCAAAUAUCUAAUAAAAAUGGUGUUUUAUGUAGUUUUCCAGAUUUGGAGUCUCUUUGGAUUUCGAACUUUUAAAUGUGUAUGUUACAUGCUAAUGUGAGAUUCAAACAUGACCCAUGACCUCACUGGCUCAGUGGUAGAGCAUGCUUUGAAUCUGUAUAUACAUGCUCUGUAUCAGAGUGGUCUUCAUUUUUUCCAGACCUGUGACCCACUUUAAUUCCAACCCAGAAUUAGAAAUUACUUAUGCCUGUCUUCUCUCAAACACAUUGUCUCUUUUUCAAAUGCACCAGCUCUCAUAUUUUAUACUUUGCUGUUAGAGUGUAGGAUUCAAUAUUAUAUUUUUUUGGCAUGAAAUGUGGACAGAGCAGGGACAAGGAAAUACUUAAGGCACAAGUCUAUGUGAGCACACUGCAAAAAUCAAGGUGUAGGGCAGGGCUGGGAGCCUGUGGCCCACCAGACACUGUUAAAUUCAAAAUCUCAUAAGCCCAGGCCAAUAUGGUGUAAGCAGUCGUAUUGAGAAAAAUACAUAGUGCAAAUGUAGUCUUUAUCAUAACAUGACAAAAUAAGCAUUUUGUUAUAAACUUGUUUCCAUCUUUUUUCAGGAGCUGUUGUUACAAUUUAUUCAUUGAUUUACAUUGAUAAUUAAGCCUGUAUUAUUACAGUAAUUGCAGUAUGCUAUGGAAGAAAUAUUAUAUUUUGUUAGAUGGAACAAAUAACUAUCUCUCACAACUUUAUAGUAUUGGGCUGCUAAAUCCAAAUUAUAAGUACUAUUAUGGACAAGACAGUGGCUACAAACAACAUGCAAAAAAUUAAGUACAUACGAUAGUAAGUAGUAGCAGGCAUGGGUAUGAGCAUAUUAGAAUAAAAUGUAUCAGUCUGAUUAUUAUCAUUCAGUAACAGUUGUAGAGCAAUGCUGUAUAGGUUACGUCUGAAUAAUACACAAUUCCAGGAUUUUACUAUGGUGCAGAAAAUUUCAUCCAGAAUAGGACCAUGUCCAUAAGAAACAUUGGUAGUCUGUUUUAUUUCUUCAGGUAGAAAAUCUUCAUAUUUCACCAAAAUAAGUCUUCUAGAUCUCUUUAGAGGACAGACAAAAUAAGUUAGGGCUGCAGAGAUUUAGAUGAUCAUUAACUAAGAUUAAGGUGUUGGAGCUGGGCCACAGUACAGUAGACGCCUUCCCAUUUCUCGCUCUAAUUUUCCCACUCACUAAUUCUUAUUCAGUUAUGUUUAAGGACUUAUAAGCAUUUAUAGGAUUCAGAAUUGUUUACAGUGCACAUAUAAUGAAGUUCAUAUCUUAAUAAAUAGGAUGAAGAACAGGGAGCCCAUGGACUGGAUGUGGUCAGCUGCUCCUCCUGAUCAUGCCUGCAGCAUUCCCUCCCCCCUACAGCAAUUAGGAUAGAACAGGCACGUCCAACAGGCAGAUCUCUCCCCCCCCAAAAAAAAAACCCGAGGCUUUCUUCCUCCUUAAAAAAAAAAAGCUCAACAACUUUGACCUGAACCCCCAGGGGGUAGAUCACUGCCAGUCUCUGUGAUUAGAUCACAGUCUCUUGGGAUUGGCCACCCCUGGGAUAGAACAGAGCCUUCUAUAGGCAGUCACGUAUGAGGAGGCUCUUUUUGAGCUGCAUGAGGAGGCUUUAUGGAGCUGCAGUUUCCAAGGCAGAUGCUUGGGGUGUGAAGAGUGAAAGUCUGCAUGUGUGGUACAUGCCCACAUUUGUCUUGGCCCUCAGAAAAUUGGCCAAGAGGGAAUGUGGCCAAAAAAAUGUUCCCCAUCCUUAUCUUAAUAGUUUCAAAUAUUGGGGUUAAUGUUCUUCUUAUCAUCAUCAUCAGUUUAUUAAUCACUUUCUAUACAAUUGUUUCAAGGUGAUGUACAAUGAAAACACAAGGCAGACAUAUAUAAAGCAAAACAAAAACAAUACAAAAUAGACUCUAAUGUUGGUGCCACUUUAACCCCGUUAACCUGAUAAGUUUUCAACUCUGUUUCUAAUAGGACUGUGCUCAAAAUAAAUGUUGAUAGUCUGCCUUAUACCAGGUUAGACUAUUUCUUUGUCUAGCCUAGUAUUGUCUACUCUGACUGGCAGUCUCUCUCCAGAGUUUCAGAUUGAUAGUCUUUAACAUUACCUGCUGCUCCCAAUCCCUUUUAACUGAAGAGACCAGAGAUUCAUCCUGGGAUUCUCUAUGUGAAAAAAAGUGUUUUUGAAACCUCAGGUACGUUUGAAGUUCCAGCACCAUAUAUUGCAAAAGAUCAUCUGUCUAGUAAGCUGCAAUGCCAUUAUUUAGUAACAUUAGGCUUUAAGAUAGAACUUAGAAACUGGUCCACUCUUGAAAUCCUAGUUAUUCUAUAGUAAUGUGAACUUACUCUUGUCUGAACAAGUGAUUGUCAUCAAUUUAUAAUGUGACUUCAGCAUACUAGUUCAUUUUUAAAGCUAGCUUAUAAUGUUCUUCUCCUUUUGUCAUUUUUUUUAUAAGAAGCCCAGUACUCUGACUGUAGAAGUCAACUGUACUCAGGACAUAGUGAGAUCAUCAUGUUAUCUUUUUUUGCUUUUCCCCAAGUAUUCUUGUAUCACAAUUCUAUAUAUUCCAAAUUAACACUGCAGUUUGUGUUAAGUGUUGGUUCUCACUUGUGGAAGGUAAUUUUUUUGCCAAAUGCUUGUAUCUGCUGUAGCUUUCUAUAACAUGUCUCAUAUUAUACCUGAAGGUCCCCCAUACCCUGAGCAGCUUUUAAAGGGCUCCAAGGGUCUGCAGUAAGUAGGGAGAAUAAAAGAAAAUCAGGUAUCCUGAAUUGCAAAAGUGCUUUCUGCUACUGCAGAGCCAUCACUGAAUAUACCCCAAUGAAGCUAAGUUAUUACAAAUGAAUUUAUACCUUUCUUUUGAAGAAGACUCACAAAGCCUUUGUUAAUAAAAGUUAUUUCCUAUGGUAUUGAAAUACUGUUAAUAUUUUAUAGAUUAGUACAUUGUUUUUCAAAUUGUAUGUCUAAUCUUCAUAUUAUUAUUUGCAAAGCCAUGAACAAGUUAGGUCCAGGAUAUCUUAAUGACCACCUGCACUCUUAUUUCCCAGCUUGGUUGCCGAGUACUGUUAGUUGUUUCCCAUGUUUCCGAAGCCUUACUGGUCUCCACUAUGGGUCAGACAUUUAGUGUUGCCAUUCCCAUUCUGUGGAACACUCUCUCAGCAGAGAUUUGGUAGGCAGCCCCACUGUUAACUUCCUGACUUCAUCCUAUUCAGUUGUUUAAUUUUCUUCUAGUCAUUUUUGUGAGGUCGUGUGAGGAAAAAGAUAGGUUUUUCGUGUUCACCAUUCCCCCUCCUAUAAGUAUGCCAUUCCACCAUUCCCCCUCCUAUAAGUAUGCCAUUCCACCAUUCCCCCUCCUAUAAGUAUGCCAUGAGUAGUAUGGGGGAAGCACUCAAAAUCUAAGUUACACGUUUUUCAUAAACAACAGAAAGACAGAAAGUUUUUCAUAAAAAGAAAUUCAGAAAACAGAGAGUGCAUAGAAUAGGCAGCAGUUAGGUCACUCAUCAGCUGUCAUUUUCUGUUAUAGAGCUGUAUGGAAAUGGUUUUUAUAAAACCUUGUGUUUUGAAAGUGCCAGGGAAAUGUGAUAUCCUUACAACAGAGUGCUACCUUGAGGAAAUACUUUUUCCCAUGCUGCUGCAAAUGAAUAUCAACUGUACAUUUGCUCCAUUGCAAUGGUGGUUUUAGAUCUAUGUCUAUAGACUUCUGAAGAACACCAGGGUAGUUCUUCAAUGAAAUAAGUGAUAAAGGGAAACAGCUGGAAGAUAGCAUGCCUCCCAUUACCAACCUUUUCCUGCAGUGCGCAGUUAAAGGUCCCAGUUGAGUGUAUCUCGGUUUGUGUUUGGUCACAGCUGGGCACAUGAGUGGAGAGUGACCCUAACACAAGCCUUGGAAGUCUUUUUAAUGCAGAGCUGUUUUUCCUCAGCUUAUGAUAAUGAGAGUCAACCUGGUAGUCACAGUGAACCAUUUUUAACAUCUGCCCAGAACUAAAUCUUGUGAAUCCAUGGGUCAUUUGUAUGAUAUGUGAAAAAGUGCCUUUGUCCUGAACCUACUGCUAAUCAGCUUUAUCGAAUGACCCUCAGUUGUAUUAUGAACAGAGUGAACAUUUUCUCAGUGUUUGUUUUAUUCAUAAUAUUAUAAGCUUUAGUAAUGUAUUUUCUUUGAAGUUGUAUUCUGAAUUUAAAAAAACCAAACAAAUGCUUUAACUAAUAUGUACAUAGAGUUAAAGUAGGUUUCCCUUAGGCACAUCACUUUAAACUUUCAGGGUAAAAAUAAAAUAAAGUAUUCUUCAGCUGGUACUUACCUUACUGAAAAAUGUGUGUUGGUAGGCUAGAUAAGCUGCUUUCAGUUAUUCUCUUCAGAGGAUCCUGAUGAUAAUAGCUGAUUUCUAAAAAUAAAUUAGUUGAGACUGAUGAAUUUGAUAUUUUGUAAAAGGUAGUCACCUUCCUUCUCUGAAGUGAUCUGCAUUACAGUCUGUUCUUCUAGUGUGGCUUAGGAUGUAGUGAUAUGCUAAGCUGAGUCCCUUUCAUGUUGGUAUGGUUUUUAAAGUUCUGGUUUGAAAUUGUUUUUGCAGAACGGUAUGGUAUUGUAAGCAUAUUGCUGUUUAUUUCUGUAACAUUUUUUAUGGUGCAAAAUUUAUCACAGAGGUCCUCACAACAACCCUGGAGCUCUGCCCACUCCCAAGUGAUCUUCUCUUCAGAAGCUCUUCUACGCCCGCCCCCUGGUCUUCUAAGGCGGUGAUACAAGAUAGAAUCUCUUUUCUGCUGGGAUCCAAACUCUUGGGGAGAUGGUUGUCCAUUAACACUGUUGUUAUGGAGAGACCAUUUCCUCAUUAGAUUGGUUUGAUGGUGGAGAUCCCUCAUUGAGUAUGACUGAGCACAGUGGCAUGUCUAAAUGACUUAUUUUGCUUCAUCCAUUGCAGUAUCAUCCAGCAGAGUGGUUCUAAGUAGUAAAGAGUCUGUUGUAGUCAGACUUAGAAGGAAGUGGAUUGGAUCCCUGGGUAUUUGCUGUGAUAAAUUUGUUAAACACUUGGAAGAAAAAGUUGCUUGUAUCCUAUUGUCCCAACUACAGUGGUGCCCCGCAAGACGAAUGCCUCGCAAGACGGAAAAACCGCUAGACGAAAGGGUUUUCCGUUUUGGAGUUGCUUCGCAGGACGAAUUCCCCUAUGGGCUUGCUUCGCAAGACGAAAAUGUCUUGCGAGUCUUGAGAUUUUUUUUUCGCUUUCCCCCCCCUUUAUCUAAUCUGCUAAGCCUUUAAUAGCCUUUAAUAGCAUUUUAGCAGCUAAUCCCCUAAGCCUUUAAGCCUUUAAUAGCCGCUAAACCGCUAAUAGCGCUAAUAGCACUAAUCCGUCAAUGGGCUUGCUUCGCAAGACGAAAAAACCGCUAGACGAAGACUCUCGCGGAACGGAUUAAUUUCGUCUUGCGAGGCACCACUGUAUAGUGUCAAGUUGCAAUAUCUGUGGAGCUGUCCAGUGUACUGUCUAUUCAGGUAUCUUGGAAUCAGCUUUGGUUGGUGUUUUCUGAGGAAGUGGAUGAGACGAUUGAAUCAGUGAAUCCAACCAACUACAGGUGCUUUCAACCUUUGCCUGUAAUGGCACAUAUCAGCUCUGUGGGAUAGAUGUUUGGGACAUGGUACUAUCAUGGUUCUAUUCCUACUUAUAGGAUAGAUUCCAUAAUGUAGUAUUGACGAACUUCUGCUCUGCUCCAUGACAAGCUGUGGGAGACCACAGGGUUCUAUUCUGCCCCCUGUGCUAUUUAACAACUUUAUGAAGCCAUUGAGAGAGGUCACUGGAACUUUUGGAGCUGGUGUGCUGAUUAUGGUGUGCUGUAUGCUGAUGAUACCCAGCUGUGUUUCUUCAUGACAUCUGAGUCAGGUGAGGUUGUUCAAGUCCUGGAUGUCUAUAGCUAUAUGCCUGCCGUUAUGGACUGGAUGAGGGCCAGUAAACUGGAACUGCAUCCUGACAAGAUGGAGGCUCAGUGGAUUGGUGGGUUCUGAUUCCAGAAAUUAGGUGAUCAACUUGGUCUAGAUGGGACUGCAAUCCUGAAGGAACAAGAAUGUAGGCUGGGAGUACUCUAUAUUCAAUCUUGCCACUCAAAGCUUAAGAGCUUUGGUGGCUUGGAGCAGUUUCGGCAAAUUUUGACUGACUUGCCAGUUGACUGUUGCUAGACAGAAGCAGUCUAGUCUGAGUGUCUGCUUUUGUAACUUUGCAGUCAGAUUACUGCAGUGUGCUCUACAUGGGGCUGCUCUUGAAGAUGACAUAAAAGGGACAGAAGCCAGCAGCAAGAUUGCCAUUGGGAGUCUCUCAUAUACCGGUAAUCCAUCUACGGCUGGUCAUAAAGAAAUUACAUUGACUGCCAAAUGCUUCCUGUCUGCUUUCAAUGUGUUAAUGAUGACACUUAGAGUGCUAAAUGGCUCGGGACCUCAGUACUUGCAAGGUUGCCCCUUUCCAUAUAUUUCUCCCUGAGAAUUAACAUUUGCUAGGUUGGAUGGGGUACUCUCUUUUGUGUCCCUCCUCUGGAAGCUGAACAUUAUGUGGAGAUGCAGGAGAGAUCCUUUUCUGUUGUGGUGCUCUAAUUAUGGACUCCCCGCCCUCCUGACACUGAUAUUGACUAUAAUUUGGCACAAAUUAAAACCUUACUUUUUUCUUUGACUUUUGGGCCAUUUUGAGAGUAGUUCAGUAUUUGACCUGCUUGUGCUGUUCGUUGGUAUCAAGCAUUUUAGACUUUGUGUUGAAUAUAACUAGUGCUUUAUGGUUUUUGAAUUUCAAGGAUUGUUUUAUUGAUUGUUGUACAGGUAUAUUCCAACCUGAGAUCAACUGCUAAUAGAGCAAGUUAGAAAUAUUUUGACAAAUAGUGACACUGAUGUUCUAAACAUAUUAAUAGCUUGAAGGCAAUUAGAGAACAUCAAUGCUGUCUUUUUUUCUUACUCUAUUUCUGAUGCAUUGAUGCUUCCAAAUGUACCUUCCUUCUCUUGUUUGAAUCAAAUCAGUAGCACAUCCAUAGAUAUGGUAAAAAGUUAUGGCUCAAACCCUAUUUGUAUGUAAGUUUAUGUUCUAAUUAAAAGUUUGUUGAAGUCAAGGAAUUGAAGUUGGCUUAAAAAUUGUAUUUUAGAACAACUUUCAGCAAUAAUCAAUAUUAAUGAGAAGUAAAGUUUUCAAUACACCCAAUACACUUUCCCUCACUGGAAUCAGUUACUGGCAAAGUAUAAUCUCCCAAUUUUCAUACGGACCCUAUCACUUCUAAAAGCAUUACUUAUUAUCCCCUGUAGUUCAUGUGGUUGCCUUGGAAACCCUUAAGUUGAAUGGUAGGAUAAAAAAAUCUUUUUAAAUAAUACAGUUUUAACCACCUUAGUGAUUCCUGUAGUGAAAUGUGCACAUAAAUCUUGUUAAAGCUGUCCAAUCUCUCUCCCCCCCCCAAUUUAGUUCAGAGGAGAUCAGUUUUGCUAAACAGUUGUAAGCAACAAGUCAGUUUUUAGCAUUUGACUUCCUGUUGGCAAAUUGUACAUCUAGACUGUAUGUUUGCGCAAGAUGGCAAUUAUAUCAGCAAGACUUGCUCAGUCAUUAUUGUUUGCAAUUGGCGGAGUGUCUUUUCUAAGCUCUUACAGCUAUGAAAGAGUAAUCAACAUAAAAGAAAAUAGUGAUCAUGAAUUAUAACACACUACUAUUUAGACUACCAUAGCCUUUCGUUUCUUGCAGUGAUAAAUUGUAAAUGUGUUAUGCUACAGUUUAACAAUGCCUAGUGUACUUGGGGGUUGGUCUUCCACCCACUCACACCCUUCAGAAAUAACCAUAAAAUCAAUAAACAGUUAAUGUAAAGGCUAUUACAUUCCUGCAGGCUUUCCUAAAGCACAGUAAGGUGUAGGGUAAUCCACUACUAUUUUGUAGACCAGGCUUCCUCAAACUCGGCCCUCCAGAUGUUUUUGGUCUACAACUCCCACGAUUCCUAGCUAGCAGGACCAGUGGUCAGGGAUGAUGGGAAUUGUAGUCUCAAAACAUCUGGAGGGCCGAAUUUGAGGAAGCCUGCUGUAGACUGACAUACCAGUAAGAAUAAACAAGCAGGAAACAAUUGACUGUUAGCUGUGUUAAAAGAUCACAGGAUAUUAACUGAAUCAUAUAUUUGUAUGCUGUGAAUGCCCAGUUGAAUGUUAAGGCUUAGUAGAUAAACAAAAAGGCCUCUGAUAUGAAACAAUUUACAUAGCAGAAAGCAAAAGCGAAUUCCCAGCAAGAGGUCUUUCAUUGCUGAAACACAUUAAUCAGCUAGAGGUUAUGCUAAAUCUUUAACUGUCAUUAACCUUAGAAUUUUACCAUGCUAACUGUUAGAAUAUGAUUUGCCAAACUUGCUUGGAACUUGAGCAUGAACAUUCUUUUUCUCUUUCAGUAUGUAAUAUAUUUCUGAUUGGUUGUGCCAAACAUUCCAUAUAUGUUAUGACUCGGUAGGUCUGUUCCUUAAUAUCAUUGUGUAUAAAUGAGCACCAUUCCUGUAUGACAGGAUUUUAACAUGUUAUUAAAGGUGGAAUCUUCUCACUUUUUCAGUUUAUUCCAUAAUAUUCUGUUCCCAUUAUUGAUCAAUCAGUCUGAUUCAAUCUGUGUUUAGGAUUCAAGCUUGCACAGAUUGAAAAAAACUUCUUCUUAAGCGGUUUUGUGACUAUGUAAAUAAACCUGUGUUAUUUGUUUGGUUUAAAAGCUGGUGAUUUACACUAAUUUGAAGGACAGAAAACAUCCAGAGUCAAAAUAUCUUUUUCUAUAGACUUUUUAAUCAUGUGGAUUAUUGGAUAACUUAUGUUCCAGGCACAGCUAGUGGACAUGAAAUCAGAACUGACAGAAACACGGGCUGAAAAAGCAGUAUUAGAAAAAGAGGUGCAUGAUCAACUAUUACAACUUCAUGCCAUCCAACUUCAACUCCAUGCAAAAACUGGUCAGAGUGUUGAUUCGGGGACAAUAAAAGCAAAGUUGGUGAGUACUAGUAACAGGAAGGACCUAUUUUUUACAGCAGAGUUGUUACUCCAAACUACUUUAUUUACUCGAGUCUAAUGCGCUAUCAAAUCUAAUGUACACCUCAAUUUUCAGAACCUUUAAACCAAAAAAAGUAUUUGCUGGUGAAUGUAAAUGUGCCAUUGAAUCGAAUUUUCCCAAUGUAAUUUGGCCAAAAAAGGUGAGCAUUAGAUUAGAAUAAAUGCGGUAUUUUAUUUGUAUGCAUGUGUGCUUAUAGAAUUCAUCUUCUGUCUUUCUGUAUUAUCUAGGAAGCAGUUUAUCUAGUUUAUCUGAAUGUCACUUGCCAUGGUUAGGCUUGCUACCUAAGAGACUGUUAAAUCUAUUAGCUAGAGAUGUAAAAUGAAGUGGAACCCCCCCCCCCCAUCAGCCCAAUUUGGCCUGCCAAGACUAUCCAGUUGACCUGCCAAGCCAUCUUCCCUACACUGGGCAUCACAUAUGAAAUCACAUGUGGAACACAUAAAGGUGGUGCUUGACCAAAAGGGGCUUUGCAGGGACUGUUAUGCAAGUGUCUGACAAGCUGCUGGUUGUUGGAUCCUUCCGAAGCACUGCACAAAGUGCCCGAGAAGUGCUGAGAACAGGGAUUACAAAGCGCUUCGUGCAUCACUUCCCAAAGGCCCAACAAUCAUUUUGGGAAUUUGGGAAGUGCUGUGCAAAUCUUUUUCCAAGACCUGUUCUCAGCGCUUCCCUAGCACAAGGCAACCAGCUGAUAGCCAGGUGUUGGGGAAGUGCUGAGCUUUGACAGGUAUCGAUCAACUGAUGUCAUUAUGAUGUCAGUUGAUGACUAAUGAGUAGCUCUGACCACCCCAUUGGGGUGGAGGAGAUAGAGAACUGGCCCACUGGGCCAAAAAGAUUCCCCACCCCUGAUGUAGAGGAUUCCACUGUCAUAGAAGUUUUUAGAGGAGGAUUUUUGCAUCUCCUAUUUUUGUGGAUUGAAUUCAGUAUUAUGGAACUGAGGCAUGCAAGCAGCACACAUUUGGAUAAGAGCUUUCUAAGUGCUUGUCCAGUUAUAGUAGCACGUCAUGUAUUUCAUGAACUAUCUAGUCAGUCAAAUUCCAGUGUGCUAGGGGCUGCAUGAGAUUUUAUUCAUGGCUAGAGUCAACAAAUUUUGGGCUACUGUAUGUUAGCCUUUUAUUCACAUACACUUAGAAUUAAGAACUGUGAAAUAAGUUUUGUGAGCCCAAAGCCCCCUCUCCUUUAUAGGAACACAUGUAUACCUAGCAAUUUACAAUUUGAAACCAAGGGGAGUUUCAAAAGCACCAUAAGGACAUUAGAGCCCUGCUGAAUCAGACCAAAAGCCUAUCUGGUCCAACAUCCUUUUCCCACACAGUGGUUGGCUAAAGAAAUCAAAAGUUCAAGUGGGCUAGUACAGGUCUUAUCAAUGAACCUGAGUAGCAAUCUGAAUUCCAGACAUACAUUUGAAGUGAUUGAUUAUUUGAUUUAAAAUCAGAUGGUCAAUCAAAAGUAUAAAUCUUCAUUUUGCCAAGAAACAAAUAUAAGUAACUUUUUGAGGGUAUUGUAGGAAAUGCUUAGUUUAUGUAAAAGGUGUGAUAACGUACAAAAUCUGCUGCUCCUUGUUAGCUGGAAAGGCAUACUUGUUUUUCAGUUCCUGCUAGUUCAAACCAUAUCAGAUGAUGACUGUGCCCUUGAAAAAGAAGGAAGAGGAACUGAAAAAAGAUUAUAUCCAGACCAGUCUUCUUUUAAAAUUUGCUCCACCAGUAUUCACAUCUCUUUUUUAAAAAAAAAAUGCUUGUUGCAGUGCAGGCUUCGAUUAUUUGCUAGUAAAAUCACAGCUUCUAUUUAUUUGGAGACAUUUCCCCAUUUCACAGUGUGAGAGAAAUUCCAUUUUCAAUGAGCAAGUAUUUAUAGUAACUGUCUUCUUUGUAACCAUGGAUCAUACAAUUUGAUUACUGCUUAGAUUGAGAAUCUUGUCGAUGUAUGGCCUUAUAAUUUUGAUAAUUUUUUUUUUGGCCAGUAUUUCUAAUUACUAAACUUUUUUUCUCUCAUCCUAAGUCUGCCCCUUCUGUGGAGGAUAUGGUAAGUUCACUGGCUGUCUUCAUCUGUGUUUAAUUCAAAGCAGUGCAGUAGUUUUCUGCAGAGCUGCGCAUAUUAGCCUGGAGAGUUAGUGCCAGUGAAUGUCUGCUAGAUUCUUUCCUUUCCACAGUUUCUUAGCCAAGUCCCUGUUUAUGUUCAGUAUUCUUUUUAGAUUUGAUGCUCUUUUCCACUCAACGUGCAUGUCUGUAUUGCUGCUGUUGAUUGCUAUGACUAAUGUGGGAAUUUUGGAGCAAAGCUUGGAAUUGAGUCUAAAUGUAGCAGGUUAUUAAAGAUUGACUUUGAUCGCAAUCCAGAGAUCCAAGCGACUAACUCUGUGAUGCACUCAGGCUUUGAACAAAAUCAGCUGUGAUAUGGCAUGGCAGUCAGCUGUUCAAGAACCAAAACGUCACACAAAGUGCAGUGAAACCUAAAAUGUUUGUCUGUUUUUUUGUCCAGAAUCCACAGUAUUUUAAGAAUACCUAUAUGUAAAACAGCAUGGUUUUUUUUUAAAAAAGUCACAUGAUGGUAUAUUUAUGUAGCAUUAUAUUCCUACCUACCCUUCAGUGGUUGCAUUCCAAAAGCCAAUGGCACGAUGGUAUAUUUUUGCCCAGGCUGCCAUAAUAUAUGUGCAGAAAUUAAAAAUGAAAGUAGUUCAUGAACUUAACUUGCAAUUUUUAAAACUUAUAGAUACUUAGAAACCUUUAUAAAUCCUAUUGGAAUAUAGACAAGAAAUUGUGAGAUUCAGUGUGGUUUUUCUAGUGUAUUUCAAUUUUAAUCAGGAAAACUUCAUUUCUCCAUUCCUGUACCUUUCUGUAGUGUAAACAAUGGGUGAUAUCCACUCUGUCCAUUAGGAAUGGGGAGGAUAGAGAGGGAAUACAUUCUCUCUUUACUUUCUCUACUACACUAUUCAUAUUUAUUAAAGUUUUCUCAUUCUUUGUCCCCUUCCCUACCUUUUUUCCUAAAUAAAAAGCCCCAGUUCCUUAAGUCUUAUCUCUGUGUUGUUCCCUGGCAAUUAAAUAUGCCUUGGAACAGAAAUGCUGGGUAUUAUGUUUGUGUGUUUAAAAAACCACUUUAUUUUUAAAGAAGCUUAUUUUAUUUUCAUCAGUUCAUUUAACAUGCUUGCUAUGUGUCUAAAAUAUACAUAAUUUUAGCCAACUAGUUGCCUUUCUUCUUCAUAUUUGCAAUUAUUUUAAUAAGCAGUGCCAUGCUGUAUUAUCCUAAAUUAGCUGCUGUGUCAUAAAAACAGUUUCACAUUAUGAUAGCUCAAUUGUAGUUAGUUCUUCUUGAACAAAUGUAGCUUUCCAGACUUGUCCCUCAAAUUGCCUUGUGAUGCAGUUAGAUAUGUAAAACAUUAAGAUUUGUAAAAUGCUUUGUGGCAUGAACAUUUUUCUACUCACUUGUAAAAACCGUUGUAAAUGUGUACACGCAGAUUGUAUCUAAAUGUUGUGUGUCAUGGUUUUUUCUGUGAAAUUAAAGGUUAGACUAAAGAUGCUUGCAGUUUUCAUAUCCACUUAAUAGGAAUGUUUAGCUUGUGGCUAAAAUAACCAGGGUCUUUACUUCGCCAGGAGAGAGAACUUGAAGCCAACAAGAAAGAAAAGGUGAAAGAAGCUCAACUUGAAGCUGAAGUGAAGCUACUUCGGAAGGAAAAUGAGGCACUUCGUCGACACAUAGCUGUGCUCCAGGCUGAAGUAUAUGGGGCAAGACUCGCAGCCAAAUAUUUAGAUAAAGAGCUAGCUGGAAGGUGUGUAAAAAUUCAGUAGCUUGCGAUGGACAUUUGGGACAGAAUUGUUGUUUAGGAGUUGACAGGCCUGAUCUCAGGGUAUUUGUUUGGACCAUAUGGGGGAUGUGGAAGAGUAGAAUAUAAGAGCUUAUCAGGAUAGUGCUGAACUGCUAUAAAAACUAUCUGUAGUGGGAGAAAUAAGGACCUGGAUUCACAAGGUCAGACUUGGGAUUCUUCCAAACAUGGGCAAUUUAGCAUUCUGCAAUCAUUCUAGUUCUGCUUCAGGCUGGAAGUGGAAUAGCAAUUCUGCUUCCCAGAUUCUAACUUUAUGUAGUAAAGUGGACAAUUCCCCUUUCCUGAGCUUGAAACAUUGGAAGGGGGUUAUUUUCAUUGGGACCUGUGUGUGUGGUUUAAAUACUCCCUCCUCACUGCACUCCUGACCAUGAAUACAGGGGGAAGGGGGAAAGAAACAGAUAUAGAGACAGUGCUAUCUGAACCAAGGUUUUAAGUGAUUGACUUGAUUCCUGGAGAAGAAAAAUGGAUCACAUAGAAGGAAGAACAGUUUAACUGGCCAGAGUGGCAGUUAGGCCAUCUGUACCUGGGAAAAUUGCACAGCUCAGCCAUAGAGUGAUUUUUUAGCUCUGGAAAAAGUCUGUAGCUGAACAGGUAAAAUGUGAGGGGGAUGUUUUACUCAUGACAUUAUGCAAAUACUCCUUAAAAAGUGAGUGAACAAAGCAUGUCUAUUCCACAGUAAAUGCCAAAUGUGGAAGCAGCCUUAAGCUUGGUUGUGGAAGGGUAUGGUAUGGCACCCUCCCCACUUUCUUUCCCUAUUAUUGUAGUGACUGUAAGCCAUUUGAUUACCUCUUUAUUGGACUUGAGAACAUGGCACUGGGAGAGCAAAUCAAAGAGUCGUUUGAACCUCUCACUUCAUACAUAUCAUGUUCUUUUCUCAUUAUGUAGGGUUCAGCAAAUUCAGUUACUAGGCAGAGAUAUGAAAGGACCUGCUCAUGAUAAACUCUGGAACCAGCUGGAAGCUGAAAUCCAUCUGCACCGGCAUAAAACUGUGAUCAGGGCAUGUCGUGGUCGUAAUGAUCUAAAGCGACCCAUGCAAGUACCCCCAGGACAUGUAAGCUUCUUGUUUUCAACAUUUGUCAAUAUAAUGUUUGUACCUUUAAAUGUAUGCCGACAUUGGAUAUAUUAAUAUAUCUGUUGCCAUUCAAAACUGAAAUUCUUAUUAUGGCUCAGAUCAAUGGGGCAGAAAAAAGGAAUUUCAUUUUUUGUAGAUUAAAUUACAGUGGUACCUCGGGUUAAGUACUUAAUUCAUUCCAGAGGUCUGUUCUUAACCUGAAACUGUUCUUAACCUGAAGCACCACUUAUCUAAUGGGGCCUCCUGCUGCUGCCGCUGCGCCGCCGGAGCACGAUUUCUGUUCUCACCCUGAAACAAAGUUCUUAACCUGAAGCACUAUUUCUGAGUUAGCGGAGUCUGUAACCUGAAGCGUAUGUAACCUGAAGCGUACGUAACCUGAGGCACCACUGCACAACACUAUUUUAUCACAGUGUGUGUAAAGACUGCAUUUUUCCUUUUUUUUACUAACUCACCUCAAUAGUCAAGGGGAAGAAAUGUUGAAAUUGUACAUACUGUCGUACCUUGGUUGUCGAACACCCUGGAACUCAAGAUGUUUUGGCUCUUGAAUGCCGCGAACCCGGUUUGCAAACAUUCUUUUGGAACCCGAACGUCCAAUGGGGCUUGCAGCUUCAGAAGCUGCGAUUUGGUUUUCAAAUAUUUUGGAAGUUGAACGAAUUUCUGGAAAGGAUCCCAUUUGACUUCCAAGGUACAACUGUAUAUGAAACUUGAGGAAUAAUUAUGAUAUUCUGUAUUGGGAUUUGGAAUAAGUGAAUCCUAGUUAGUGACAUAGGCUGCAGUCAUUACUUACCUGAGAGUAAUCCUUCUUGAAGUCAGUAGGACUUAUCUCUGAGUAAACACAGUUAAGAUUGUGCUGUAAAUUAAAAAAAGGUAUUCAAUAUUGAAAGGAUUCACAGCAUUUACAUCCACAUCACCCUUAAUUUAUAGAUGUGAGAAUCUUAUUAGGCAUUCUGCUUUUAAAUUCUGGAGCUCAGGAUAGUCCAUUUGAUCUUUGCAAUAACCCUGUAAGUAGGCUGGGCUGAGAUUUAGUGUCUGGAAUAUAAUAAGCAUGUGAGCUUCAUGACUGAGUGGUGAUUUGAACUUUGGUCCUUCCUGUCUCAGCCUAUCUUCUGCACUGCAUACUGAGUCUCCCAAGCUCUUGAACAUACAACUUGUUGCUCAGAGGUGGUGAAACACAUGGGGUUUAUAGUGCUGGCACAAAGGAAUGCAUUGCUUUUUUGUUUACAACCUUUCAGGCCCUAAACUGGGCCCCCAAAACAACCUAAAAAACUUUCAGUUAAAAAACACUUGUGGUGCUGGAAGUUAUAAGGCCUGUUGCUCUGGUACUGUGGAAAGGGGAAGUGAGGGUGGUGGGACUUCUUCCAGCCUCUUAAACCCCAUCAAAAUGGAAGUUUGUAUCCAUCAACUUCUGGAACAUCGCUGUGACUUCCAGAACAAGGGUUUUCUCUAACUGCUUUUUAGUGCCCAAAAUUUGUUUAAUUCUGCUUAUCUUGAAGCCAGUGUAGGAAAAACCUUUGCUUGUGCCACAUCAACUUGGAACUUGGAUAGGGCUGAGGUGCAUGUGUUUUCCUUUCUAAAGUAAUCUUUAGAAAGGUGAUUUUCUUAUAGCAGCAAUGUCUAUAGCAUUCUGAAUUUAGAGAUUAUUUUGUCUGUAGUGAUAGUAGUGUCCUGUGAAUCUCUGGAAAACUUUGAAAAAGCAUUGUCAUAGCUGGUUUUUUUUUUUUAAACUAGGAUCCAGAUUCUUUAAAGAAGAGUCAAGGUGUUGGUCCCAUAAGGAAAGUUCUAUUGGUUAAAGAAGAUCACGAAGGACUGGGCAUUUCAAUUACCGUAAUAUUUGAAUUUAUUUUCUUUUUCUAGGAUUCAGUGUUUACUAACAAGAUACUUAACAUUUUAUUUUAUAUUUCCUGUGUGUCACACUGGCCCAUGUUACCUAUAUCAAAUGCUUGCUUUUGUAACUCUCUUAUAAAUGCAACUGAAAGAACUUAAAUUUUUCAUUAUGCUUUUGUGAAAUCUCUGCUACAAAUGCAUUAUAAACUGUGCUAUACAUCAAAUACGCAGAGCAGCAAAUACUUAUUUGUUGAAGAGCAGCAUGAAUUCAACACUUUUGAAAUCUACAGUGAAGAACAUACACAGGCUAUAAUUCAUUUUGAAAUUGUGGCAAUCUCCUGACUUGUGUUAUGUCAUUGUGAUAGGGUGGAAAGGAGCAUGGUGUUCCCAUCCUCAUCUCUGAAAUUCACCCAGGUCAGCCUGCUGAUCGAUGUGGAGGUCUGCAUGUUGGAGAUGCCAUUUUGGCAGUAAAUGGUGUAAAUUUGAGAGAUGCCAAACAUAAAGAAGCUGUAACUAUUCUUUCGCAGCAGGUAUUUUAUUUUUAUAUAAUGAAUACUGAACUGUUAAUAUGCAUAUAUACAUUUAGUGGGGUUUGGCCAAUAAUUUGGGGCAGGGCCUCCUGACAUUUCUCCAUUUCAGCUCUAUGACUGUGUGUGUCUGAACACAAGCACUAAGAGGAAGGGUUUAUUAAUUACUGGGCAGCAUACAGAUGCUCAGUAGUGGAGCCACAUACUUUGCAUGCAAAGGACAGAAGGUCCUAGGUUCAGUCCUUGGCAUCUCCGGACAAGGUUCGGAAAGAUUCCUUCUCUGAAACCCUGGAGAGCCCCUGCCAUUCAGUGUAGACAAGGCUGAGCUAGAUGGACCAGUAGUUUGACUUGGUGUAAGGCAGCUUCCUAUGUUUCUAAGAUAGGGCCUGGGGCAGAUUUAGGGGAGCAUGACCGGUUCAGUUGCACUGGGCACUGCAGGGGUUGCCACAACUAAGAUUUAGAAUGGAACAUGAGAAGGGGUGUGGGGAGCACCAAAUUUGGGCGUCACACAGGGCACCACUUAAAUUUGAGACCCGAGGUCCACCACUGGUAGGGCAAACAUUCUGUGUGAAGUUUUCUUCUGCAAUUACUGAAAGUGCAAGUUUCACCAGAUGAAUGUUUUGGAGACUCUUAAAAUUGUCUGUAUUGCCAUUUUCAAAAAACAAACAAACCCAGUUUCCAUACAUGUAAGUCACAUCCAGAAUUAAACUAAAGUUGAGCAGUAGUCCAUUCAUUUUGGGCCUUGCUUCAGAGUGUCCAGAAAGUCCUUCCAAACGUUCUUAUUUCAGCAAGGAUUAUCUGGAUGACUAUACUCUGCAGGCAUGUAUUGCAAGACUUGAUCUGGCUUUUCUUUUAUAUUAGGAUUUUUUUUUUACUAUUCUGUUGUAUAGCUAUAGUUCUGAGUUUUCAUAUUUUAAGUGUUCUGAAUGGACUGCCCAUUCUUAGAAGCAACAUAAUCUUCAUUUCUGUAUUCUAGAGAGGGGAAAUUGAGUUUGAAGUUGUGUACGUUGCUCCAGAAGUGGACUCAGAUGAUGAAAAUGUAGAAUAUGAGGAUGAGAGUGGACAUCGUUAUCGUCUGUAUCUUGACGAAUUGGAGGAAGGUGGAAACUCUGCUUCUAAUAGAAAAUCUGGAUGUGGAGAUGUCAAACAAUUGCAAGGUAAAUGUUCUGGGUUGGUUUUUUUUUAAUAACUAAGGUACAACAUUUCAAGUAAAACUUGAUUUUGUAAAUUUAUAUUCAAUUGUUUGGCUAUGCUUCGGAUGAUCUGUCCUUAGAUUGGGAUGACAGAUAUGCAGUUGUGUCACAACAUGCAAGGUUAAACCGUAUAUGUUCUUGGCAAAUAUAACGCUUGGGCAGAAUGGCAGCUCAUCGUUUUCCUUUGCUAUUUUUGUCAGAAUAUUGCCAUAUUUCCCUAUAUUCCCAUAAAGCAGACUCUUGAUUUGAAAUUGUAGGUAUAUUCUUCCUUUCCUCUUUCUUGGUGACUAUUUUUGUGAUGUGAUUUAAAGAUUUCAUAUGGUCAAAGAUUAAUGCAGUACAAUUUUCAAAAUCUGGAUUUGCCAAAUCCCCACCCUUAACUUGGGGGUGCCUCUGCAUUGUGUAGGCACUUCCUUGUUUUGCUGGUUACUGGAAUUUUCUGUUUUGUGUGGUGUUUCUGUACUAGUUGGAAGGUCUUGUUAGAGGGGAAGUGGAGAGCCUUAUUAAUUCCUAACCCUCUGCAAUAGCACAUGUAGAUGGGGAAAAGGUGGUUUGGCCUGCAGUAGUCCCUAUUCUUCUUAACUUGUUUUAUAUACAGUCCAUUUCUAGAAGUCUUGGAAUUUCUGCCUACCUGUGCAGCAUUGGUGCAUGUUUUCUCCUUAUCAGCAAAAAUUGUUGGGUGGGUCAGUUUGUAAAUUUUAGGAUGCUGUACUAUAAAAUGUUACAAACAUUCUUUUCUCUCUUUUGCAGUGUUUGAUAAGAAAGCAAGUAUUGAUGGCCAUGAAAAUGGAGACCUAGGAAAUUCAGUUGAAACAGAAGAGACUAUAUCUAAACUAGACCAAUCUGCUGAAAGCUUAGCCUAAAACCACCCCUAACUCAUCAGUGGGACUGGUCUCUUCCUCAAGACAGGUUGUGUAGACCGUUCUGCAUUCAAAAUUCCACAUAAAAUUAUAAAGGACGAUUAAAGGGAUAAAGAGAAGCUGUGUUGCUGUUGCCUGGAAAAAAGCUGUUCUGUUGGUUACCUCAGGGCUUCAUUAUGAGCGUAUCUAAAUGUGUAAAAUUUCCCAUUUUUCUAAGAAGUUGCAUGUCAGAUGAAUUUCCCUUGAAUUAUAAGCACCAAAGCACGUUGUUUCCAAAGGCUUUUCUUGAAUUUAACUUUGGAUCUUGUUUAUGAUAAAAGGGAUAGACUAAAGCAAAAGAACUUUGACACUUGGAUCCUCUGACUAAUAGCAGAAGCAGAAAAUUGGCAUUCAUUUGAUAGAGGAAUAGAUUUUAAUGACCAUAUAUAAGGGAGACAUGAUUUCUCAGAGGUAUAUUCCUGACCUACCUAGUUGCUUUUAAAAUGUGUAUUGUAAAAAGGUAAACAGCAAAGUCAGUUCAUUUCAGAUUUUCACAAUAUACAAAAAUAAGUUUGGUUUAAAACAUACACAUACAAAACAUUUUAGCUGCUAAAUAUUUAUUGUGACGUUAAAUCUCUGAAAUAGAUCCUAGUGAUCUGUUCCUGAGAUGUUUUUCAGCAUUAUUUAAUGCAGCAUAUAUAUAUAAAUAUAUUCCUUUAAACUCUCUUGCCAAUCAAUGCUGGAUGUGAAGUAUUCUCCAAAGGUAUUAAACAGAAUACUGUUAAUUUUAAAAUGCAAAAUAAGUGUAAAAUUGGCCUCUUGGAAUUAUGUCUGCCCUUAAGUGUAGCAUGCUCAACUUACAGAAUUGUAUCAUUGGGUGGCUACCAUUCUGUGUGAACUGAAUUAGGAUGGAGUUAGAUGACCAUUCUUUCCACUGCAUAGUAUUUUUUACAGUUGCCACACAGUGCCAUCUAUGUGACCCUGGGCUGUCUAAAGGAGCUCUGUGCCCUACAGGCUAAUAGUACUGUUACACUUUUGACAAUGUGGCUCAUCCACAGAAUGGGAGUACAUCAUGCCUUAGAUCCUUUAACAACCUAUUUCCACAUAUAUCCCGUCCACAUGGAUAACUGUAAAGGUUGCUGUGCAUUGGAAUGAAAAUGUGCCUCUAAUGCAGUCCAAAAAGUUUACAAAACAUUCUCUGUAGGCAUGGUUUUAUAUGAGAGUUGCUAAGAGGGGCGAUUCAAAUUUUUGAUUUAAAUCCUUUGCUAUAGGAACUGAUUCACUUGACACUCUUAAGAUGGGAGGAUGGUGUUGGAUACAUAAUAAACCAUUUAAUCUGUGGCUAAAUAGUCAUCAGAUUGCUUCAGGCUGUGUCCAGAGAAUGCUUCAUCAUACCAUUUUUACAUCUGUUUUUUUAAGAUGUAUUGCAGUGUUGUAAGGCAACAUGAAAGCGAUUGCCCAGUUGCCUGUUGUGUGUUUAAAAGUCUGUAGACCACCAGAACUCCAUGUGAUUAGAUCCCUUGUGGAAGGUGUUCUCCAGUUAUGAUCGUGUCAUAGCGAUCAUUGUUUCCAUCCAUAAAUGCAGUGCUUGCCAUGUCAUUGGUACCCACGCUGUACUACAUUGAGAGGUUUGGAUCAACUGGCCCUUAGCAAGUGGGAAUUGAGUGCAUCCUGUAUCUUGCCGGGUGAUACUUAAGACUGUGCAGGAUCACGUACCAAAUUUGUUACAGUAUAAUAGUCCUAGUAUUUUACAGAACUACGGUAUAUUUUUUUAAACCCCAAAUGUGCAAAAUAGUUUUACACCUGAAUGCCAAAGGCAUUUUUAGAAUCCAUUGGGGGUUGUCUUGGCUAGGUUGCUGUUCAGUUAUGUGUAUGUGUGUAUGUUUAUAUAUAUAUGUAUGUAUGUAUCUAUAUCUUAUUAGAGCGCACACUCUCCAUAUGCAAACAGUUAAAAACCAUGUAAUAGCUUUUAUUAUAAUAGGAUAAAGCAUGAAACGCCUGCUUUCCAUUCAUUGUUUUGCGGGCCAUUAAAAUGUAACAUGUAAAGAUGUAUUUUGAGAGUGCAAAUAAUGUAAAAUGACAGCUUUGUAAGUGUUUUUAUAGAAUGUACAUAAAUUGAGAGCGAGCGAAAGGCAUUUAGUGUAAUGUCAGUUAACCUAAUGUUUAAUGUUAAAAAACCAUUGUGUUGUAGAACACGGUUAAACUUGUCUCUCCUAGGUGCACUAUAUAUAUACAUAUGUUUAUAGAGAAAUCUUUAAAAUGUAAAUACUUUAUGCAAAGAUUUUGCUAUUUAUAAAUUCUUUAAUUGUUGCUCAUAAAAUAAUUUUUGUGUGUCAUUUUGCUCAUGGAACUGUAUUUGAUUUGCAGUAAAAUUUUAUAGCUGCUCCUUUAAUACUGUAUAUUAAAGUAAUCUUAACCAUGAUACUGCCUCCAUUACAAGCCUAGUAUUUUAAGCAAGCCAUGAAAUUGGAAAGGCUGCAUUUUCUGCUGUUCAUGGAUGUGCCUUUGCCCUGCCAUAUGAGGCUGUUAAGCAGCAUAUGAUGUUUUCUGGUGUAUAUUACAAAAACAUUCCCUGUGUAUUGCUUUUCAUUAGGGAAUCUAAAGGGGAGCAAAAUGGAGAGUUGACAUAGGAGCACAGUGUUCCUACACAAGCCUGUUUUUGUCAGUAGGACAUGUGCGAAAGAAAUUACCUGGUAUCCCCCUUUUUAAGAAUGAACUCUCUUCAAUGUUUGCUCCAUUUUGCACUAUUUCUGAGCAUGUUGAAUCUUGGUCUAUCGAAAGAGCUUUCCUAUAUCCCUUGUUAACAGUAAUCCAGGGAUUAUCUAUGAGAGAAUGUUACUUUCCACUCUCAAGCGAAGAAGCAUGUUCUCCACUUGAUAUACGUUUGUUCUGUCUGAAGUGACAAAAAUGCAGACGACCUUUCUCUGUUGCAUUUGCACAACUUCGCUAUUUAUUAAAAUCAGGCUAUUGUUGAACACU